Molecule: messenger RNA, 270 nt
Organism: Pelobates cultripes (western spadefoot toad)
Lineage: Eukaryota; Metazoa; Chordata; Amphibia; Anura; Pelobatidae
Source: the annotation of a GenBank genome assembly
AUGCGGCCGAGCCAGGGAGAGACGGCCACUCUUCUGGAUGGUAAAACCGCACACACACCCCUCAGUGCACCAGCCUUCCUCCUCCCCCCCUCCCCCCCCGCACUCGACAUCCACAAUUACCAGCAGAGACAGCAGUACAAGCCUGACCCUGACAAGCAAGGCUGCAACCUCCUACAAGGCGCACCUAAAAUGGCGGCCGGCAGCGGGAUAUGCGGGAAGGCCAUGCGACCGACACAACCGCGCUGGAGAGACCCACUGCAGAGCUUAGAG